UCACGCGCUCCACUUUUUUACUUUAUUUUAGCUUCGCGAGCAGGAGAGACAAACAGCUGUCAGAAGGCCCUGCGACUACAAAGACAGAAAACAUGAAGGCUGUCCUGUGUUUGGCUGUUAUUGCAGCUUUCUACUGCGCAGUGGAGGCGAAAUACUCUCCACCAAAGACUCAGGUUUACAGCCGUAAUCCUGGAGAGUAUGGAAAGGAAAAUGUCUUGAUCUGCCACGUGAGUGAUUUCCACCCCCCUGACAUCACCAUCACACUGCUGAAGAAUGGGGAUGAAAUUCCUGAUGCCAAGCAGACUGACCUGGUCUUCAACCAGGACUGGCACUUCCAUCUGACCAAGCACGUUGCUUUUACACCAAAGGAAGGAGAAAAGUACACCUGCAAAGUCACUCAUGGGCAAGACACAAAAACCUAUGGUUGGGAGUCAAACAUGUAAACACCAAUGGGGACCAAAGAGUGUCGCAUCUGAUUCACACAGCUGCUGAUCGGUCAUAUUGUCCCCGCUAUGGAACAUCUAUCCUUCCUGUACAAUCAGAGUCCACCGUGUAGCGUCAGAUUUUUUUCUUCUCAUCAGAAUAAUUAUCAGUAACAUAUUAGGCAACAGUAAUUUCUCAAUAUUAUUUUGGUAUGACUGCGAGUGAUGUAGAGAUUAUAAAAAUUUAGGGUGUCACUUUUUGCUAGUUUGCCUUUGACUAAGUGGAUUUGCUCAGCUGUAAUCACAAAAGCCUCGUUUGUUUCACCCUGUUGUAAUAUUUUUCCAUAUGUGAGGGGUUCUUGGCUAUUAUGCGAUAAACUGUUUUUAUACCUAAAUGAGUUUCUCAAAUGAUAGAGUAAUGGGUUAUAUGUAGGUGUGUAUGUGUGUAUACAUGUAAAAUAAUAAAAAUUCUU
Messenger RNA from Oreochromis aureus, 895 nucleotides. Its product is annotated as beta-2-microglobulin. Gene Ontology annotation, cellular component: MHC class II protein complex. The record is from RefSeq and is a predicted model, not a curated record. Gene Ontology annotation, biological process: positive regulation of T cell activation; antigen processing and presentation of exogenous peptide antigen via MHC class II; immunoglobulin production involved in immunoglobulin-mediated immune response. Bases 93 to 443 code for a protein of 116 amino acids. The transcript has 3 exons. NCBI's taxonomy places the organism in Eukaryota, Metazoa, Chordata, Actinopteri, Cichliformes, Cichlidae. Gene Ontology annotation, molecular function: MHC class II protein complex binding.